AUGGCCGGCAAGGCAGACCAUCUUUGUGUUCUUGUUCAUGGACUCUGGGGAAACCCACAGCAUCUCGACUUUCUACGCGACUCCCUCCGUAAUAAAUACACCGAAGACAAGAUCCACGUUCUUGUCACGAAGCGAAAUGCGGGAAGCUUCACGUACGACGGCAUAGAGACUGGAGGCGAACGCGUCGCGCACGAGAUCGAAGAAAGACUGGAGGAACUCGCACAGACCGGACAUGAGAUUCAAAAGAUCAGCGUCAUCGGGUACUCGCUGGGUGGUCUCAUCUCACGCUACGCUAUCGGCCUGCUAUACUCGAAGGGAUUGUUUGAGAAGAUAACGCCCGUGAACUUUACCACGUUUGCUACACCACAUCUCGGCGUGCGGACUCCUCGUCGCGGAUAUCUCAGCAAUGCUUUCAACGUAUUGGGCGCGCGUGUGCUUUCCACAAGCGGCAGGCAGAUGUUCCUAGUCGACAGCUUCAGAGACACUGGACGACCCCUCCUUUCGGUACUCGCGGACGCGGAUAGCAUAUUCAUUCGCGCCCUCGCGCAAUUCAAGCAUCGCAGCUUGUACGCAAAUAUUAUCAACGACAAGACCGUGGCUUAUUUCACCGCUGGCAUCUCUCAGACGGAUCCCUUUGAACGAAUAGAGGAGGUCAAGGUCAAUUACCUGAACGGAUACGAAGAUGUGGUUGUGGAUUCUCGCCAUCCCGUGGAUCCCAAGAAACCGGAUGCGCUCCCUGUCUUCCGCCAACGCCUUUCGGUUGGUACGCGUGAAUUCUUUCGCAAGAUACCCACUAUCGCCUUCUUUAUAAUCUUCGUUCCAAUUGGCACGACCUUACUUCUCUCCAACGCUGCAAUUCAAUCUGUUCGUAGCCGCCAACGCCUACGCUUACAUGAAACGGGAAUGGCUGGCAUUGACGUCAAAGGCUACCGCAUCCCCUUGAUGUUGAAUACAGCGCGUCAAGAAAUGGAAGAUAUGUACGAAAACAUGAACAACCGACAAGGCCAAGAUUACCUUGGAGCAGGCGAAGAAGAAUUGGCAUCACCGACACAGCAGCGGACAUUUUCUUUCUCACAGAGAGCGGACGCAGCGGACUCUGAAGCAGAGUCGACAGUAGACGAGAAGUCCGAAAUUCAGCUCGAAUUUCCAACACUGGCGCUUACGGAGCAUCAAUUCAAGAUGAUCGAGAAUCUGGAUACUGUUGGGUUCAAGAAAUACCCUAUUCACAUCAAGAACAUCGGCCAUACCCAUGCCGCCAUUAUCCGGCGAAUGGACAAACCCAGCUUCGACGAAGGUCACAUUGUCGCCAGACACUGGCUCGACCAUUUUGAAAUCUGA
Molecule: messenger RNA, 1338 nt
Organism: Didymosphaeria variabile
Lineage: Eukaryota; Fungi; Ascomycota; Dothideomycetes; Pleosporales; Didymosphaeriaceae
Exons: 2
Coding region: 1-1338 (445 amino acids)
Molecular function (GO): monoacylglycerol lipase activity
Source: RefSeq, a predicted model, not a curated record